UUUUUGUAUGUUAUUAUUUUAUUCCCUUUUUUUUUUUAAUUUCUUCAUUGUGAAGCGUGAAAACUACGUGCACUCCUUGCUGGGUGUUUGGUGCCUUCAGAAUAUUUAAUAGAAAGGCUUCAACGAUGCCUGAGAGGGGUUUUGUUUCUCUCGGAUAAAGUUGGCCGUACGCAGCUCGAUUUGAAGAAAAAGAUCAUUAUUUUCUUCCAAUUCUGGGGUGAUUCUCAUGAGAAAAGAUUCAAUACCGGCCUUCGAUGAUCGAUUGUUUAUCUGUGUUCUACAAAGACGAGAUGGCUGCUACACAAGUUUCUUCAGUAAAAUCACGAACAGCCUCAAGGAGUUUCACACGAGCUUUGGCUAAAGCUUUUUCUGAGUGGCUACUGAUUUUCAUGCUCUUUGUGAAUGCCAUAUUUUCCUACUUGAUCACAAAAUUUGCAGAUUAUUCUGAGCUCCAACAACCAUGUCUUCUGUGCUCAAGGCUCGAUCAUAUUCUGGGGAAGAAACGUCUGAAACAUCACUGGGACCUGAUUUGCUCAAAACACAAAUCCGAAAUCUCUUCCUUGGUUUACUGUCACGCACAUGACAAGCUCGUUGAUGUUCAUGGAAUGUGUGAAACUUGCCUUUUCUCAUUUGCUACAAUCAACAAGUCCAAUGCUGAAACUUACAGAUUAUUGGUUGGGAAGUUGGGUGAAAAUUCUUGCUUUGGUUUGAACAAUGAUUCUUCGCAUGGUUCGGUUUCUCCAAUCACAAGGCCUUGUACAUGUUGUAACCAGCCAUGGGUUCCACGAGCUUAUACUCAAGUGGCUGAACCAGAAGUGCCAAUCAAGAUUCCUUCAGUUGGGUAUCUGAGAUCCGAGAAAGAAGCAGUACAGGCGCGGGAUAUCCGCAAGAAAAAGGUCGGGUUUAAUCAUUUGCCGCAUGUCGGGUAUUCAGAGCUCAAGAUUCAUUCAGAUACCGAGUCUGAAGCUGUGUUUUCAGAUGAUGAAGAAGGAGCUGGUAUGUAUGAAGAGGAACAUCAUAUGUUUGAAACUGUGGAGCUGGAGUCUAGGGUUAUCACUUUGCCCUAUGAUUUGGCCACUGACAAGCUGAUAGACCCUUUUUCUGCUUCAGAGCCUUUGAUUUCAGUCGCCAUUGAAGAAACAGGCAAAAACGGGCAUGGCCUGGAGGAACUUAAAUUGCAAGAGACAGGUUUAACAAUGAAAUCUGCUUCAAACCCUCAUCUUAUCUCCCUUGAUGGCAUGCCUGGAACAUCAGACAAGGUCUUCCCCGAGAAAGAGCUCAUUUCCUUUAACGAUAUCCCUUUAACAUCAAAAGAAGAGAAAAGUCCUGCUAAACUUAGAAAAGAAAGAGAGCCAUCCUUUCCCCAUUAUAAUAACUCUUUAGCAGACUUUAUGGAACAUCCUGCAGAUGUCUCUUAUCAACUGGAAACCCAUGAAACUUCAAUGAGCAAGUUAACGGAGACCGAGUUUGUCUUGUUCAAUGAUGUGCCUUCUGCCCUGGAUGCUGGGGAAAUGCCCACCGAUGUCUUAAACAGGAUUGAAUGUAUAUCCCUUAAUGAUAGUCAGGCAGUGUCAAAUGUUGAAGGAGAGCGAGAGGUGUUAAAGGAGCUCACUUCGAAUGAAAUCGCUAAUGAGGUGUUGAAGGAGAGUGAGACAAAAGUGGCUGAUGAUAUCUAUACUGAUUCUGAAGCUACUAAGGAAAUCUCUCUUGAGGUGUCGAAGGAGAGUGAGACAAAACCGGCUAAUGAUAGCUAUGAGGCUUCUGAAGGUACAAACGAAACCUCUCUCGAGGCAUUGAAGGAGAGCGAGACAAAAGGGGGUAAUGAUAUCUAUGCGGGUUCUGAAGGUUAUAUCUGUGAAUCGAUGGAACCCAUUGCUGAAGUUCCAACCAUAAACUGUGAAGCAGGAACUGUUGAAAUUAAAGAGACAGAUACUGCAGAAAACAAUGAGCUUCACCUCGUCAGAGAUGAAAACAGCACAACCCAGUCAGCUACUGAAACAAUCCCAUCUUUGGUCCCUUCUGUAUCUGAAAUGCCUCCACAAGCAGUACCUUCUGUUACAGGAGCAGCUCUGGAGUCAAAGUCUUCUUCGGUCAACUCAACGUCAGUAGCAACAGAAUCAAACCCAUCUCGGAGAAAUUCUUUGUCACAAAGGAGUGAUUCAUUGGAUCUUUCUGAUGCCUACAAGAUUGCAUUAGGCAAUGCGGUCAAGCAGCAAAGUUCUGAGGUACAAACCGAGCAGUGUUCAGGAAAAGAUUCUUCUCGGAUUAGCGAAGACCUCAAAGCACUUCUGACGCAAAUAUCAGCUUCUCGUGGGAUUGAGUUGUUGUCACCUAGAGAUAUAAGCCCUAAGAUAUCAAUUAACAGUGAAGACAUGAAAAAUUUUGAUGAUAUGCAGUUGCUACUUCAGAAAAGACUACUCGAAAGGAACGAGAGCAACUUAUCGUUGGAUGGAGUCACUGUUAACGAAAUUGAGGGAGAAAGUGAGACCGAUCGAUUGAAGAGGCAGGUUGAUCAUGACAGGAAAAUGCUGACUGGUUUGUAUAAAGAACUGGAGGAAGAGAGAAGCGCCUCGGCAGUUGCUGCAAACCAAGCCAUGGCUAUGAUCACGAGGUUACAAGAAGACAAGGCAUCGUUCCAAAUGGAAGCCCUGCAGAAUCUGAGAAUGAUGGAAGAGCAAGCCGAAUAUGAUAUGGAAGCGUUACAGAAGUUGAGCGAUUUGCUCGCUGAGAGAGAAAAGGUAAUUCAAGAUUUAGAAGCUGAACUUGAGUUUUACAGGAGCCAGUCCCCAAGCACAUCAACAAUAGAAAAAGCUGCAGAACAUCAUGAAACAUCAAUGUUUUCAGAAAAGCCAGUUGAAUUUGAGAAAGAGAAUGUUGCAGAGAAGGCGUCUGAAGUGGAAUCGCCCCAUAAGAGAAUGAGCAACAUGAUACAGUAUUCAUUGUUAGGGUUCGAAGAUGAGAGAUUAUAUAUCACAGAUUGUCUGGAGAAGAUAGAGAAGAAGCUUCAUCUUUUCUCCAACCACGGGAUACACACCGACAUAUCAAAGGGAGAAUGUACAGUUGAAGGCGAGGAAGAAGCUAAUGACCUGAAACAUGUAAAUGGUGAGACUGACGACAAUCACCAACCAUCACAAGAAAAUGUCUCUUACCAAGAGAAAUCCAAAGAUAUGGGUUCGGUUGAAGAUGAGGUUUCUGAGCUGCAUGAGAGGCUCGAGAGGUUGAAGGGAGACUUGUACUUUCUAGAACAUGUGAUAAACUCCCUAGGGCAUGGGAACGAAGGCGUUCUCUUUGUCAAGGAAAUAGCUUCUCACUUGAAAAUGCUACGGAGUCUCAGCAUGCGAGAGCGAGAUGAGACUGUCAGUUGAAGAAUUGCUUGAAACUUUCUACAAGGUAGCUUGCUGGAGAAGUUAUCCUGAAACUAAACCAAGGAUCUCGUGACAAAAAAAGACAUCAUAGACACAAAGAACACGGAGAGGUGAAAAGCCGAAGAAAAUGUACAGCAUCUUCAUGGGCUCUCUUUCAUGCACAGUUAGACAAUUUUUGUGAUUUUACGGUUUGAUUCUUUCCUUUUAUUUUUAUUCUUUUAAGCCCCAUAAUUUUUUCUUGGGGUCUAGUUCUUCAGGAAACUGUUUUUUUUUUACAGUAUAGUUUCAAGCAUCUUCAUGGGCUCACUAUUUGUUAUUUGUAACAUGAGUGUGAAUGAGUGGGUUUUGUUUUAAGUUACGGCUAGUUUUCUUUUGGGGACUUGAUUGGUGAUUUUGAAUUUAUUGGGGUUGUUGUGUAAAUCAUGUAAGAUUUGUGGGUUGAAAGUUGAAACUUGUGCGUCUGCUC
Tarenaya hassleriana is the source of this 3831-nucleotide messenger RNA. Its product is annotated as myosin-binding protein 1-like. The coding region runs from base 255 to 3365 and encodes 1036 amino acids. NCBI's taxonomy places the organism in Eukaryota, Viridiplantae, Streptophyta, Magnoliopsida, Brassicales, Cleomaceae. Gene Ontology annotation, molecular function: myosin binding. The record is from RefSeq and is a predicted model, not a curated record. The transcript has 4 exons.